UCACGCACUGGACGGCCGAACUAGAGAGAGAGAGAGAGAGAGGUUGGCAAUGGAAUCGCCGUUCAAGGCUGAUGUUCUCAAGGGAAAGGUUGCUCUUUUGACCGGCGGAGGCUCCGGCAUAGGCUUCGAGAUCUCCACCCAGUUCGGCAGGCAUGGUGCCGCCGUCGCAAUCAUGGGUCGUCGCCGCCAGGUCCUCGAUGACGCCGUCGCAGCUCUCCGAUCUCAAGGGAUUCAAGCCAUUGGGAUUGAGGGAGAUGUGCGCAAGCAGGAGGAUGCAGCUAGGGUUGUAGCAACAGUCUUCAAACAUUUUGGUAGACUUGAUAUUCUUGUGAACGGAGCUGCAGGAAAUUUCCUUGUAUCGCCGGAGGAUUUAUCUCCCAAUGGAUUUCGAACUGUUUUGGACAUUGAUUCUGUUGGUACAUACACUAUGUGCCAUGAAGCACUAAAAUAUCUGAAGAAAGGAGCACCAGGGAAAGAAGAGUCCACAGGAGGACUUAUCUUGAAUAUUAGUGCAACUUUGCAUUAUACUGCUGCCUGGUACCAAAUUCAUGUAUCUGCAGCCAAGGCAGCAGUGGAUAGUCUUACAAGAUCACUGGCUCUGGAGUGGGGAACUGAUUAUGAUAUCAGGGUGAAUGGGAUUGCACCAGGGCCAAUUGAGGGAACUCCUGGUACUAGAAAACUUGUUCCAGAGGAGAUGAAGAGCAAAACUCGAGAAUUCAUGCCACUGUUUAAGCUGGGAGAUAAAUGGGAUAUUGCAAUGGCUGCUCUUUACCUGGCUUCUGAUGCAGGUAAAUACGUAAACGGCACUACUGUCAUCGUGGAUGGUGGGCUAUGGCUGAGCCGCCCUCGACACAUUCCGAAGGAGGAAGUGAAACAACUUUCUCGUCUUGUGGAGAAGAAGUCAAGAACAUCUCCUACCGGCAUUCCAUCAAGCAAACUAUGAUCACAUCAGCCUCAAACCCCAUGAUGUUGUAUUCACCUUGACAACUAUUACUAUUUAUUAUGCAAUCCAACAAAAAAAAAAAAAAGAGACCUAUUUUCAACUCAGUGCUUCUUUUCAGAUGAUUGAUCAAAACUCUUACAAACAGCUCAUUGUGUUUA
This is a messenger RNA of Dioscorea cayenensis subsp. rotundata (Guinea yam), 1101 nucleotides long. Its product is annotated as peroxisomal 2,4-dienoyl-CoA reductase-like. Gene Ontology annotation, biological process: fatty acid catabolic process. The record is from RefSeq and is a predicted model, not a curated record. The transcript is spliced from 5 exons. Bases 50 to 943 code for a protein of 297 amino acids. Gene Ontology annotation, molecular function: 2,4-dienoyl-CoA reductase (NADPH) activity. Lineage: Eukaryota; Viridiplantae; Streptophyta; Magnoliopsida; Dioscoreales; Dioscoreaceae.